Messenger RNA from Panthera uncia (snow leopard), 2044 nucleotides. RefSeq names its product acid sensing ion channel subunit 3 (gene ASIC3). The record is from RefSeq and is a predicted model, not a curated record. Gene Ontology annotation, biological process: sodium ion transmembrane transport. NCBI's taxonomy places the organism in Eukaryota, Metazoa, Chordata, Mammalia, Carnivora, Felidae. Gene Ontology annotation, cellular component: membrane. The transcript is spliced from 11 exons. Bases 56 to 1714 code for a protein of 552 amino acids.
CAGCCUGAUCGCCAAUCCCCAGCCCUCUCAGUGUCCCCCACCCUGGACCUCAGCCAUGAAGCCCCAUCCUGGGCCAGAGGAGGCCCAGCGGCCAGCUUCGGACAUCCGCGUGUUCGCCAGCAGCUGCACGAUGCAUGGGCUGGGCCACGUCUUCGGCCCUGGGGGCCUGACGCCUCGCCGAGGGCUCUGGGCCGCAGCCGUGCUCCUGUCGCUGGCCGCCUUCCUCUACCAGGUGGCUGAGAGGGUGCGCUACUACGGGGAGUUCCACCAUGAGACAGCCCUGGACGAGCGCGAAAGCCACCGGCUCACCUUCCCCGCCAUCACCCUGUGCAACAUCAACCCACUGCGUCGCUCGCGCCUCACGCCCAACGACCUGCACUGGGCCGGGCCCGCGCUGCUGGGCGUGGAGCCCGCUGAGCAUGCCGCCUUCCUGCGCGCCCUGGGCCGGCCCCCCGCGCCCCCCGGCUUCAUGCCCAGUCCCACCUUCGACAUGGCUCGACUGUACGCCAGGGCCGGACACGCCCUGGAGGAAAUGCUGCUGGAUUGCCGCUACCGAGGCUGGCCGUGCGGUCCCGAGAACUUCACCGUGAUCUUCACCCGGAUGGGUCAGUGCUACACCUUUAACUCCGGCGCGGAUGGGGCAGAACUGCUCACCACUCCCAAGGGCGGCAUGGGCAACGGGCUGGAGAUCAUGCUGGAUGUGCAGCAGGAUGAGUAUCUGCCCGUGUGGAGGGACAUGGAGGAGACCCCGUUUGAGGUGGGGGUCCGAGUGCAGAUCCACAGCCAGGAGGAGCCGCCCACCAUCGACCAGCUGGGCUUCGGGGCAGCCCCCGGCUACCAGACCUUCGUGUCCUGCCAGCAACAGCGACUGAGCUUCCUGCCACCACCCUGGGGUGACUGCAGCUCCGCACCUCUGGACCCCGACUUUGAGCCGGAACCUUCUGGUCCCCUAGGUCCUCCCAGCCCCAGCCCAGGCCCCCAAGCCCCCUAUAGUCUGAUGGGGUGUCGCCUGGCCUGUGAGGCCCGCUAUGUGGCUCGGAAGUGUGGCUGCCGAAUGAUGCAUAUGCCAGGCGGGGCGCCAGUGUGCAGCCCCCAGCAAUACAAGGACUGCGCGGACCCGGCGCUGGACGCCAUGCUGCGGAAGGACGCGUGCACCUGCCCCAACCCCUGCGCCAGCACGCGCUACGCCAAGGAGCUCUCCAUGGUGCGGAUCCCGAGCCGCGCCGCCGCCCGCUACCUGGCCCGGAAACACAACCGCAGCGAGGCCUACAUCGUAGAGAACGUGCUCGUGCUGGACAUCUUCUUUGAGGCCCUCAACUAUGAGACCGUGGAGCAGAAAAAGGCCUAUGAAGUGUCAGAACUGCUCGGCGACAUUGGGGGCCAGAUGGGGCUGUUCAUCGGGGCCAGCCUGCUCACCAUCCUUGAGAUCCUGGACUACCUCUGUGAGGUGUUCCAAGACAGGGUCCUGGGAUACUUCUGGAACCGGAAGCACUCCCAAAGGCACUCUGGCACCAAUCUGCUUCAGGAACGGCUGGGCAGCCAUGGAACCCAAGUUCCCCACCUCAGCCUGGGCCCCAGCGCAGUGGCCUGGGUCUCACCAGGCCCUCCACCCCUCCCUGUGCCGUCACCAAGACUCUGUCUGCCUCUCACCGCACCUGCUACCUCGUCACACGGCUCUAGACCUGGCAUCUGUGUCUUCCGGGCUGCACCUUGACAUCUUGGACGGGCCCAGCCUGCACAUGUCUCUGCCCUCUUCAUCCCAAAUAAAGUUCUAGUGCGUCAGCCUCAGCUGUUUCUCUCACAGCCAGACUAGUCAGGCUAAGGUCAAAAAAGACCUCCGUCCACCAACCUCCAGUGGACAGCGUCUGAGAUGCAGGUGGGUCCCAGUCAACCACCACAAAUCUCUCUGGGCGAAAAGAGUAGAGAGAGGGCGUCCUCCCCUUGCACCUCAGCAUGAAGGAGUUUAUCGAAAUGACAUCUCAGAGAGAAAGGAGCCCAAAGCCAGGUAUCAAGGCAAAGAGGACUCAGCGGGAGGACAGUUAUG